AUGAUGGAGAUGAGGUUGUUGAUCGUUGGCAUGCAAUACAAUAGCCUUGUUGGUGAUACACCCACUCCCAAGCAAACGGCAACACGACUUUUAGGUUUAGCACUGGAUGCGCAACAUGAGGACAAGAUCAGCAUCACAGUUGAACUAGCUCUUGUAAAACCAGAUCAAGCGUUAAAGUCAAUGAUCCAAUUGUAUGAACCUAGCAUGUUGAUUGUGGGAUAUCGAAACGUGCAAGGAAAGCAAUGUUGCUAG
Messenger RNA from Lichtheimia ornata, 252 nucleotides. RefSeq lists its product as uncharacterized. The transcript has 4 exons. Bases 1 to 252 code for a protein of 83 amino acids. The record is from RefSeq and is a predicted model, not a curated record. Lineage: Eukaryota; Fungi; Mucoromycota; Mucoromycetes; Mucorales; Lichtheimiaceae.